AUUCCAUGUCUCCCCCUGUGUGUAUUUAUACUAUGUGUCCUCGUGUGCUCCUCGCCGGUUCAUCUGUGUUUUUUCCUGCAUCAUUCUGUGUCGUCUCCCUGCAUCUCCAUUUUAGGUUUCAGUUCUGUGUUGUGUUAGUUUUUUCCAGUUUAGGUUUCACCUCCUGCUGGCCUCCGUUGCCCGUUCCUAGAUGCCCCUGGUCUCAUAUCGCACUGGACUUCAUCACUGGUCUCCCACCAUCCUCAGUCUCAGAUCAACACAGCCCUGCCCUCCAGCACUAUCAGCAGCAAGAGCAGAAGCAACCCCCCAAACAGCAACAUUGUACCCCAUCAGAUCUACAUUAUGAAGAUGGGUGUAACCAACGUGUGUUAGAGCUGGCAGGCCCCAUUCACAGCAGCAACACUUGUUGUUCAGAUCAGGUCAGACCAGUUUCUAUAUUAAGGAAGUGAAACUUACACAGUCACUGACACUGAGAGGAGAAAUGGCGCAGAAAGGAGUUCAGCUGGACCGAGAAACCUUCUCUUGUUCGAUCUGUUUGGAUCUACUGAAGGAUCCGGUGACUAUUCCCUGUGGACACAGCUACUGCAUGAACUGUAUUAAAAGCUUCUGGGAUGAAGAAGAAAAGAAGAAAAUCUACAGCUGCCCUCAGUGCAGACAGACUUUCACAGCGAGGCCUGUCCUGGUGAAAAACACCAUGUUAGCAGUUUUAGUGGAGGAGCUGAAGAAGACUGGACUCCAAGCUGCUCCUGCUGAUCACUGCUAUGCUGGACCUGAAGAUGUGGCCUGUGAUGUCUGCACUGGAAGAAAAAUGAAAGCCUUCAAGUCCUGUUUAUUCUGUCUGGCAUCUUACUGUGAGAAACACCUUCAGCCUCAUUAUGAUUCACCUACAUUCAAGAAACACAAGCUGGUGGAGCCCUCCAAGACGCUCCAGGAGAAGAUCUGCUCUCGUCAUGAUGAGGUGAUGAAGAUGUUCUGCCGUACUGAUCAGCAGAGUAUCUGUUAUCUCUGCCCUGUGGAUGAACAUAAAGGCCACGACACAGUCUCAGCUGCAGCAGAAAGGACUGAGAGGCAGAGAGAGCUGGAGGUGAGUCGACAAAACAUCCAGCAGAGAAUCCAGGACAGAGAGAAAGAUGUGAAGCUGCUUCAACAGGAGGUGGAGGCCAUCAAUCAGUCUGCUGAUCAAACAGUGGAGCACAGUGAGAAGAUCUUCACUGAGCUGAUCCAUCUCAUCCAGAAAAGAAGCUCUGAUGUGAAGCAGCAGAUCAGAUCCCAGCAGGAAACUGAAGUGAGUCGAGUCAAAGAGCUUCAGGAGAAGCUGGAGCAGGAGAUCACUGAGCUGAAGAGGAAAGAUGCUGAGCUGAAGCAGCUCUCACACACAGAGGAUCACAUCCAGUUUCUACACAACUACCCCUCACUGUCAGCACUCAGUGAGUCUACAGACUCAUCCAGCAUCAAUAUCCGUCCUCUGAGCUACUUUGAGGAUGUGACAGCAGCUGUGUCAGAGGUCAGAGAUAAACUACAGGACAUUCUGAGAGAGGACUGGACAAACAUCUCACUGACAGUCACUGAAGUGGAUGCUUUAUUACCUCGUCGGGACAGACGCCGUGUGCGUGCAUUUCACCUCCCUCGCGUAGUGUCUCCCCACACCCCAUCAUUCGUUCCCAGUGUAUCGUUUUCCCAUGAAGAGCAUCAAUCAGCUUUCUUAGAUCGAAAAAGAAGGACACGCCAGAACCGACUGACAAUGUUCAAAACAAUAGAAAAAAAUUCUAAUAACAAUGGAUAUUCUAAUUACACCAUCAGAGCUAAAGAGGCAGGAGAGACGCCUCCUGUGUGGAGCCCUCCCCAUUGAGUGUUGUUAGUGUUGCUUCUAGUACACUUCUAGAUUUGUCUGUUCAUGAGUUGGUAUUAUUUUUGUUGUAGGUAUUUUAUAUUUCCUUGAUUAUUUUAUUAGUUAAUUUUGCUAGUUUUUCGAAGGGAAACUUCCCGUGUCUCUUUAGUCGUGGAGGCUAUCGCUGCUCAUAAUAAUUUUAUGAUUUUCAUUUUAAACAUAUAUAUUUUUCCAAAUGUAAAUCUUAAAUCUAAAUGUAAAUCAAAAAUUUUAUUUAACAUGUAUAUUAAUGCUUUUGUAUGUUAUUGUUUCUCCUUCACUUCAUGGGCUUUCCAUUAUCACAGUUUUAUUUUCUAAAUCAAAAAGCAAAUGGGGUGUUAUCAGAACAAGGUUUCUGUGAUCACACUUGACGAGGAGAUUAGUCAUUAUGUUCAUUGUUUAAUGUGGGA
Maylandia zebra (zebra mbuna) is the source of this 2277-nucleotide messenger RNA. Lineage: Eukaryota; Metazoa; Chordata; Actinopteri; Cichliformes; Cichlidae. The record is from RefSeq and is a predicted model, not a curated record.